AUGAAUCGCAACGAAGUCAAUGUUCCUUCAGAUCCGAAGGUGAAGGAGGCUGAUAUCAAUCGUAAACUGCAGCUCUAUGGCAUUUACUCUGCAUUCAAAAUUGGAAAGGUCCCAUCGAAUAAGCAAAUCGAUGUCGCCCUGAAUAGCCUCUUGGCUUCAGACGCUCUCUCUUCCCCUCCUAGUAGCCUCUCGCCCGAAGGCCACAUACUCAUCAAAGAUGUUCGCGAUGUGAUUGAGAACGCUAAAAAGCUUAUUCUAGUUAAAAACGAGGGGAAUUUGAUACAGGAGUUCAUCUGGGACGUGGAACAUAUUGGGGAGCGCUCCACAACCCCAACUCCAGGGGUUUCAACUGACAAAGAUGCUAUGAAAACGGAUCUUAAGCUGGCUGCUGAGGGAGUGCAGACGCUCUUCACUUUGCUUGUAACCAAUGGCCAGUUCCGGAAGCUUCUUCGUGAUGUGACAAUACUUAUGCGUGACAUGGCUAGCGAUGCUGCACAAAGGGCUGCAGGGAAGAUCAAGCCGUCAGAAGAAGAGAUGUCUGGAAUAGACGAGCCUGCGGAAGAGAACGUUUGGCAUGAUAAGCCUGACCUUUCAACAGCCAACAUAAAAUCACAAGUUAACUCACAGGUGGGAAAAAGGAAGGAAAAGGCUACCAAAGAUGUACAAGACACGGCAGAAGCUGCUGAGAGCGCAGCUCAUCCAACUGGCCCUGAGGGUGGCGUAGAUGCCACGUCUGGCGCAACUGCUGGAGCUCAGGCUGCGCUAGAAAAAGUAUCUGAGGAUGUCCCAGAGGAAACAAAGACCCGUUCCCGUGAGCUUACCGAGAAGGCGAAGGAGUUUCUGCAAGAGAGGAUGCCGAAGGAGCGACGUGAUCAAACAAUUUGGCGAUUAAAGAGAAUGAUUGUGGAAAUCCAAGGCCACCCCGACUAUCAGCAAGCAAUUGAAACCCUUCUUUCACUCGCAGAAACUUUCGGUGGUCAUGGCAAAGGCGUCUCUCAGGAGGGUGCUUCAGCCACCAGAGAACUAGUAGACGAGAAUAAAGAUGCCAUGAAAAAACUCCAGCUGAUCCUCGAACGGUUUGCGAAUAGCUCUUCAAUGGACAAUCUUUUCGAUUAUAUUGAAAACUUCUAUCAUGCCGCUAAUGAAGAUCCACGGCUGAAAGACUGGUUUAGAUCCGUGAAUUCUUUCACCAGCUUGGAUUUUAGAAAAUGCCUUCAAGAGCAAGGGUUUAUUUUAGAAGAUUCCGCAAAUGAACAAUGGAAUAGCCUUUACGAUGAAGGCCAAUUCCUCCUACGAGCCAGGUACCGUGAAAAUACAGAUAACAUCGUGGAUGAAAUCAAAUUUCUUGGGGAUCAAUUUGAUCAGGACCCCUUGAAUAAAGAGUUGGGCAAUUCUUUGCAAAAGCUGUUUCACAACCUCGGCUACGACGACUCUGGAAAGAUGGUUUUUAAAGAACAUCUGGUCAAGGAUGUUACCAGCAUUAUCUUGCCUUCGUUGUUCGAGAAAAUACGCUAUGUCCCGCUGCCUCGUAUCGAAGUAUCAGACCCAAUGGUCGAUGUGGUUGUCGAAAAUCUUGUCCUUGAGGGUGACAAUUUGCUACCCAAUGUGGUCGAAUUUAGUAGUGACAAUUAUUGGCGCUGGGGUCGCAAGAGAAUUGCCAGCAAACAUACAAACAAGGUCAUGAUAGCAGCAACUGGGAUACAAACUGAUUGGAGGGACGUUAGUUAUUACAUCAAGAAAAAGACUGGGUUCCCUGGUAUCACUGACACCGGGGUAAUGGACAUAUUGAUGGGAGGCGAAGGAUUCAAUUUCAGGAUUUCCGGAUUGACCAGCGACUCAGGUGACAACCUAUUCAAACUAGAAAAUAUUUCGGUCAACAUCAAAAACCUGCAAAUUAAGAUCAAGAAGUCGAAUCACAAAUUGCUUUUUACGAUAUUUAAGCCUCUACUCUACGGUGCCGUACGUCCGGCCGUUGAAAAAGUUUUAGAGCAGCAAAUCCGCGACUGCUUUAUUCGCGGCGAUCGGUUCGCGUAUGCUGUCCAUAGUGAAGCGCAGCGUGCCUGGAAGGCUGCUCGGAGCAGCCCGCAGGAAAGCCAAACUAUUUACUCGUAUUAUGUUGAUGCAGUACGCAAACAAGUUAUGGCUAUGAGAAAGAAAGCAGCCGAGAAGAAAGGCGCUGUGAAGGAACGGGAUACCAAAGUUAACCUCACUGCCACGGAGCGCACUGCUCUUUUCCAGCAUAUCAAGCUGCCGGGGGGCAUAUCCUCCAAGGUUACAGAGUAUGAGGAGCUUGCAGCCAAGGGGGACAAAUGGGAAUCACCCGUCUUUUCCAUUGGCGACGCCGCUGAAUCUACGAACCUCCCUCAGUUAGCUCCUAUUGCACGCAAACCUCGUUCACGACCUAAAACUAGGGAUUCAGGAAUUGGUUCAGUUGAUGAAACUAUCAGUCGGGACGACCAGGACACGGGCAAACGCGGAAUCGGGGGUACUCAACUCCCUUCCGGCCCCCAUAUGGUCCCCGAAGCCAAUAUCCGGGUCUAAAGGCGUUGGGUCGGAGGUGAUCUGAUAGUUUCGAACUUUCUCUUAGUCUCUGAAUCCAGUGCAUGUUUGUUUUUGUGUUUUUGGAAGUAUGCAAUGUCUCUCCUAUCCACAUGAUACCGCAUCUCUUGUUUUCUUUGUCUCUUGUUUUCUAUUCCAUGAAAGUUGCAUGAUGAUUUCCUGAUGAAACGAAUCUCGAUUGUUGCACCGCCAGACAAUUAACGUAUCCUGAGUUAGCAGGAAUCAGGAUUUUGGUGGGUAUCUUGUUGAAUGAAUUGAUGGGCAUGUGCGAUUGGUGCUGUUCUCGUGCAAUGACUUUGUAAUAUGUGACCCAAUAGUCUUAUAAUCUUCUCUUCUCUAUAUAUAGUUAAUUGAAAAGUGGUUUUUCUGUAUUUUAUGGGCAGU
Messenger RNA from Histoplasma capsulatum G186AR, 2943 nucleotides. RefSeq lists its product as uncharacterized. NCBI's taxonomy places the organism in Eukaryota, Fungi, Ascomycota, Eurotiomycetes, Onygenales, Ajellomycetaceae. The transcript is spliced from 11 exons. The coding region runs from base 1 to 2541 and encodes 846 amino acids. The record is from RefSeq and is a predicted model, not a curated record.